AUGGCCGCCGUGUCGUCGUCGCUCGACGGCGCACCGGUCCCAAGUAUCGUCGCCGCCGGUCUCCUCAUGGGCCUCGUGCACGUCCUCACGGGACCCGACCACCUCAGUGCGCUCAUUGUCCUCAGCGCCGGCUCCUCGUGGCGCUCGUGCCAACUCGGCCUGCGCUGGGGCUGCGGCCACUCGACGGGCCUCGUCGUCGUGACCGCCUGUUUCCUCGCGCUCGGGCAGCACGUGAACGUCAACGCGUUCGGCACCGACUGCGACUUCCUCGUCGGGUUCCUCAUGAUAGGGCUCGGGCUCUGGAGCCUGCGCCACUACCUGCUGCUGCGCCACCAGCUGUUGCAGCAACCGCCGCCGCCGCUGGCAGAAGCGACGUGGCUCCUGCGACAGGACGUCGAGCGCCCAUUGGUCGACGCAGCGCAAACGAACGACACAGACGGGGCGACGCACGAGACGGGCCCGUCGCCCGCGUGGAACAAGUCGCCCCGUCUGACGGCGCGCGAUGGACGACACGACGACAACGACGACGACACGACGACGACGACAGCUCCUGCUGCAACCCGUUGCUGCUGUGGCCUCGUGCAGGCGGACAUUAAGAACCCGCGGACGCAGCAGCUCACGGCGUUCGCCUACGGGACGGCGCACGGCCUCGCGGGCACGGGCGGAGUGCUCGGCGUGCUGCCCGCUGUGAUCCUCAACGACUGGACCAAGUCGUCGGCGUACCUCGGCGCCUUUUGCCUGUCGUCGAUCGCGACCAUGGGCGCCUUUGCAGCGCUCUAUGGAGAGGUCACGGGCCGCGUGAGCCGCGUGUCGGCCGCGUCGCUCGUCCGCAUUGGCGUCUUUUCGUCCUGUGUGUCGCUCGGGGUCGGCGUCAUGUGGGUCGCGCUGGUGCUCACGGGCACGUUGGACGAGGUGUUUGGGUAA
Messenger RNA from Hyaloperonospora brassicae, 924 nucleotides. NCBI's taxonomy places the organism in Eukaryota, Oomycota, Peronosporomycetes, Peronosporales, Peronosporaceae. The record is from the annotation of a GenBank genome assembly.